CCAUUAAGACAUUGCACUUAUUGCAUUCAAUUUGUCUAGUGAAAACAGCUAUUAAUUCCCUUUCAUGAUCUAUUAAUGACUAUUAUAAUGCAGUUAUUUGGUUAAAUUAUUUACAUAUCAGGUAAGUUCUGUUUGCCAAGCAUUGAAAUCUGAAAUCUGAAAAUUGAAUAUUAUUUUUUGUUUGUCAAUACACAAGUUAUUAGUCACUAUAAUAUUGUAAGGACCAACCUUAAUGUACUUUGAAUCUUGGAACAAAAUUAUUUAAUUAUGUCUCAUUAUAUAGUCUAAAAUUAACCCAUACUAAUUUUAAUUUAAAACUAUUAGGUAGCUAUGUGUAUGCAUAUCAUAUAGCAUGAGAUCCCUUAUUUAGUAAUAUAUGUAUCUGUAAUCUGAUACAGUGCUUAGAUAGUGAUAGUUAUUGAGUGAACACGUUCCUUAUUCAUUUUUAGAAGUUUUAUCGGUUCAUACAGAUAGUUUUUUAAUCUAAUCAUAUUAUUUGUCACUUGUUAUCCUAAAAUAUUGCUGACACAGAAAGAUAUUAUAUUUAUGAACUAAAUUAUGUGUCAAUUUAGAAGUACCUACAUAAUAUGCCGCUUGAGUGCUGGCCGCUCAAGCUCUGGCAGGGGGUCAAAUUUGUCAAUAGGGCCCAGAUAUAGUCCAACUUUCUUGUUGCCAGGAUCAAUGUUGUUGUUGGGACGGGUUGGGUCACAAACAAAGGAGAAUGUACAGGGCUGGCGUAAUCAAGACUCCCGUGUUGCAUUUGUCAGUGAUGUCGACAGCCGAAGUCAAUAUAAAGACAAACCCGAAGAGUCAGAAAAAUCUCAAUUACCACCAGUACACAAAAAUACGAAACUGGUGCGCAAGAACUCUCUUCUUCAUUCAGCAUGGGUUAUCAUUGCAAUAGUGUUAACAAUUAUAUUCGGUGCCAUAGCUGUCUACUAUUGGGUUCUGUUUUAUCCGAUUCUGUGCAAGAAAGAGCGCAAGUAUGACGUCAUGCAAAUGUCCGCCAAACCAUAAUGACUAUGCAUAUAAUUCAACAAUCAAGAAAUAAACAUUAAAAUCUCUAGGUGGUGGUGACUAACUGACUCUAUUCUGAAAAAAUUAUCGUGAUAAUAUAAAUGUUUAAGAGAACGUAACGCUGACAUUUGUUGUAUCCGUGUUACAAAUGUUUAACACACCGAAUUUACCUUCAGCAUAUCACGUAUUUGUGAGUUUAAAAAUUGGAGUGAAUUGAACUUUUAUAAAACUUGAUGGUAAGAAUAAUAAAUAUGUUUGUAUGUGGGUAUUUUACGACAAUUCAGUUUUUGAGUAAGUUAUGAGCAUUUUUAAUUUACUCUAUAUUUUAUAAUUAAUACUUGCUAAAAAAUUGAACUAUUGUAAAAAACCUCCAACAAACACCAAUUAUGUUCUUUCUAUCAGGCUUCAUGACAGGUCGAUUCACUCUAAUUUUUAAACAAACAAAGCUACAAACUGAAUGUAAAUUCGCUAUGUUAGGCACCUGUA
Messenger RNA from Myzus persicae (green peach aphid), 1503 nucleotides. RefSeq lists its product as uncharacterized. NCBI's taxonomy places the organism in Eukaryota, Metazoa, Arthropoda, Insecta, Hemiptera, Aphididae. Bases 559 to 1017 code for a protein of 152 amino acids. The transcript is spliced from 4 exons. The record is from RefSeq and is a predicted model, not a curated record.